Pungitius pungitius (ninespine stickleback) is the source of this 2115-nucleotide messenger RNA. RefSeq names its product cyclin E2 (gene ccne2). The transcript has 12 exons. Gene Ontology annotation, molecular function: cyclin-dependent protein serine/threonine kinase regulator activity. The coding region runs from base 117 to 1304 and encodes 395 amino acids. Gene Ontology annotation, biological process: G1/S transition of mitotic cell cycle; regulation of cyclin-dependent protein serine/threonine kinase activity. The record is from RefSeq and is a predicted model, not a curated record. NCBI's taxonomy places the organism in Eukaryota, Metazoa, Chordata, Actinopteri, Perciformes, Gasterosteidae. Gene Ontology annotation, cellular component: nucleus; cyclin E1-CDK2 complex; cytoplasm.
CGGGCAGCUGGGUGGGGGGGGUCGACGCGGAUAUAAGGAUUGGCGCCGGCGCCACAGCUGAUGUAUUCAUUCAUCGAUCACCGAAGAGGAGCGGAGCCAUAAAUUAACUCAACACAAUGUCCAGACGCAGUGGUCGCAUCACGUUGCAGGCCAGAGACUCAAACACACUCGAGCCGACCGCCAGAGCGCUGCUGAAGAGGAGGAAGCCAGAGCCCUCAACGAAAAAGCUGCAACCUGCGGCCAAAAAACAAAGCUAUGAGAUCCAGACGUGUUGGUCGGAGGACGGGGGGAGUCCGUGCGUCCUCAUCGAGACCCCCCACAAAGAGCUGGAGCCAGCAGACCCGUCCAGCUUCAAGCAGUACACCUUCAAGAACCUCUUCAUCCAGCCCUCCCCCAUCCCCCGCCUCAGCUGGGCCAGCUCAGACGACGUGUGGAUCAAGAUGCUCAACAAGGAGCUCAAGUACGUCCACGACAAGAGCUACCUGCAGCGGCACCCCAAGCUGCAGCCCAAGAUGAGGGCCAUCCUGCUGGACUGGCUGCUGGAGGUGUGCGAGGUGUACUCGCUCCACCGGCAGACGGCCUACCUCGCCCAGGACUUCUUCGACCGCUUCAUGCUGACUCAGGAGAACGUCAACAAGGACUACCUGCAGCUCAUCGGCAUCUCGGCGCUCUUUGUGGCCGCCAAGAUAGAGGAGAUCUACCCUCCUAAAAUCACAGACUUCGCCUACGUCACCGAUGGCGCCUGUGACAUUUGGGACAUCCAGCGCACGGAGCUCCACAUACUGAAGGCGCUGAACUGGAGCCUCUGUCCCGAGACGCCCAUCAGCUGGCUGAAGCUGUACGCUCAGGUGGAGGCCCAGACGGACCAGGAGAACUUCUUGGUGCCGCAGUUCUCUCAGGAACUGUACAUCCAGGUCACGCAGCUGUUGGACCUGUGCAUGCUGGACAUCAGCUCCUUGGACUUCAGCUACAGCGUUCUGGCUGCAGCCGCCUUCUGCCACUUCUCCUCGUUUGACGUCGUUCACAAAGUCUCAGGGCUGACGUGGGACGGCGUGUCUCCUUGCGUGCGGUGGAUGAGUCCCUUCAUGGACGUGCUGCGAUCUCAAGCCGCGCCUCAACUCAAGAACUUCCCCAAAGUGAGGCCCGACGCCCGCCACAACAUCCAGACGCACGUGGCUUACCUGGACCUGCUGAGGAAGUCUCAGGAACAUCAGCUGGACAGCCUGGACAGUCGGCUGUCGCCCGUCGCCGUGGGAACCGUCCUGACUCCGCCCAAUAGCACAGAGAAGCCGGCCAAUCACUGACCACGGCCGCCCACCUUGACCCGAGGUGACCUCUCGGCCCGACUGGAUGUAGCGAGUCGUUUUCUUUCCAGGAACACUAAAUGAGGAAAUGUGACUCCUGUGCUUUUUAUUUCUGUUGAACUGAUUUGGUUUUAGUUGAACGUUGGUACAUCUCAUGUUUUGGUCAGCAGGUGUAGAGGGAGGAGGCCGACGGCCUCUGUAGACGCUCUGCGUCGCCUCCGUCGGGUUCUCCACCAGAUGAAUUCCUUCCGCUCUGAACCCAGUGGCUUUACGUUCACUGUAAAAACCACCUCCACUAAAUUCCCAUCUUAAAACGCGCGUCGUCUCCUCGAAGAAGCUGUGACGCUCCGUUUGUGCCUCGUGAGCCGUGCCAACAAACGGGGCCUUUACCCGUGACCUCUGACCCCUUGGGGGGGGCCUUGAACGCAGCGCGACCCGCCCGCGUCUCCACCUGUUGCUCAGCAGCGACCCGGCUGCUCGCUCUCGUUACUUUCCUGGGAAACUUGACAUGCUUUAGAAACACUGCAUACGAUUCAGUGCUGGUAUUUAUUAAUAAGGACUAAAUGUUUAUAUGUACAAACCAAAUGCAGAAGCUGUGUGUGGCUUUGCAGACGCGUGCUGUGAGCGACUGUUCCUCCCUAAUGUUGUACACUCGUUAGUGCCUUUACAGUAUGAACUGAUGUCCAGCAGCGUGUGCAAAUGGAGCAAAUGUGUAACUGUCUUUUAUAUUGGAAUGUUUUAAAUAAAUGAAGUCGAGUGACACUUCACUGAGUCCUGUGAUGACAUUCAAGAGAAGUGACUCGUCUACUGU